UUGGCUCCUCGCGUUGACGAGAUCAAUUUCGACACAACAGCCCGGCACCAAUUUUUGACUGGGUUUCGCAGACGAAAGCAACAGCGAGUACGUCAAGCGCAAGAAAUUGCAGAGAAUAAAGCUCGGGAAGCGAAGAGAGAGGAUCGGAGAAAGGUAUGCUACAUCUGUGGAUCUAAAGGUUACUCUGAGAGUGACUUCUCUGGCUAACCCCGUCAAUUCUUUAGAUCCGAGAAGAAAGAUCUGCGGAGCUUCAGCUUGCUCUCGAAGAGCAUCGUAAACAACUCAAAAGGAUGCAAGAAGAGAACGAAAGUGGUGACGAACAUGCGAACCCAAGUGAUGAGGAUAACGAAGAAGAAGAAGAAGAAGAGUGGAGUGGAAUCCCGGAGCCUCCUGCGGUAGACUACGAAGCCGAAUACAUUGACGAAGAUAAAUACACUACUGUGACUGUCGAGGAAAUGGAUCCCUCCAAAGAAAGUUUGCUGCAGUCAGACGAUGAUACCUCGGACGAAAAGGCGGCAAAACAGCCUGACCCCACCGAAAAAAGCGACCAGUCGAAGAAACAAACGGAAAAGAACAAGAAGAAGUCGUCGGAUAGCAAAACCAAAAGGAAGAAGAAGUUCAGAUACGAGAGCAAGGAGGAACGCAAGAUCACCCGACUGAAGGAACGGCAGUCCAACCGCAGAAAGGCUCAGGCCCGACGAGAACGAUGAAACGUGAUGAUAGAGUUUUUUUUUUUUUUUUUGUUUUAUUCCGGCGUUAAAUGGAUUGAUCAUGCAUGCGUUCAGUUGAAAACACAGAGCAAUAGAAUACCCCGUUUUAUAAUACUAUGUAGCGCUGGAAAAUUUCUAUAUGUUAACUUGGAAUUAGGGGGGUAAUAAGCCACGCGGGUGGAUAAAAAGACAGAUGUAUGAAAAGUAUAAAACAGCUGCAUAACAAGAGGCAGAGAUCCUACUAGAUCUAUCUCCUGCAGACAGAGGUAAUAUAAAAGGAUAGGUGGUGUGGUGUGAAAACUGUAGCACUCUUUUAAAAAA
Aspergillus ochraceoroseus IBT 24754 is the source of this 1031-nucleotide messenger RNA. Its product is annotated as rRNA-processing protein RRP17. The record is from RefSeq and is a predicted model, not a curated record. The coding region runs from base 291 to 710 and encodes 139 amino acids. Lineage: Eukaryota; Fungi; Ascomycota; Eurotiomycetes; Eurotiales; Aspergillaceae. The transcript has a single exon.